Messenger RNA from Spirodela intermedia, 1239 nucleotides. Lineage: Eukaryota; Viridiplantae; Streptophyta; Magnoliopsida; Alismatales; Araceae. The record is from the annotation of a GenBank genome assembly.
AUGGCGUCUUCCCGGUGAGGAGCUCCAGCAGGAGGAUCCCGAAGCUGUACACGUCCGACUGUUGGGUAAAGGAUCUCCGCAGGCUGCGAGACUCGGGGGCUCGGUAGAAGAGGGCGGCGCCGCCGCUGCCGCCGCCGCCGCCGCUACCGCUGUCCUCGUGGGCGGUGUCUGAGGGGCCGAGGUAUGGGAUGAGGCCGUAGUCUGUGAGGCAGGACUCGAAAUCAGGACCCAGGAGGACGUUGGAGGAUUUGAGGUUGCCGUGAAUGACGCUGGAGUUUUGAUGGAGGUGAAGAAGGCCCGUAGCCACAUCCUCUGCGAUCUUCAGGCAGGACGUCCAGUGAAGAGGUUUACCCCCUCCGGUAGGUCUCGAUCCUGCACACGGAUUCAAGAUCAUAAGGGAGGGGCUUCUUUCUUUUCCGAGUUUACGUCUGAGAAUCAGUCGAAAAAUAGCAUGGAUCCUCAUAGCAACACCGAUUCUACUACGGGUUCCUCUGUAAUCAGCAGGUGGGUGGGAGUAUAAACUGGAAGCUUAAAAGAUCUGAGCCUUUCAGGAUGAAGGGAACUCGGGGAAGAAGAUGAAGAGGAAGAAGACGAGGGCGUACCGUGGAUGAGCGAGUAGAGGCUGCCAUUGGGGAAGUAAUCAUACACAAGGAGGCGCUCCUCCUUGGCUAGGAAGUACGCCCGAAGAGGGACGAGGUUGGGGUGGCGCAGCUGCCCUAGGGUUUCUAUUCUCCGCCGGAACUCGUCUUGUCCAGGGAUGGACGAGUCCUUGAGCCGCUUCACCGUCACAAUGAACCCAGAUUCCAUUACAGCCUUGUAGGUGCUUCCCACCGUCCCCCUCCCCAAGGUCUCUGCAGAGGCCUUGAGCAGCUCCUCCAAGCUGUACAUCUCCCCCACGCCGCCGCAGAAAACCAGAUUCCCCAGCCUCUCCCCUUCCCAUGAGAACACUUCGCCACCACCCUUCCCCGCCCCGCCGGAAGGCCCCUCGCCGUCUUGUACGUUGAUGCCGCCGCCGCCGCCGCCCGUUGCAGCGGAUUUGCUCUCCGUUCCCGCGCCGCGCGAUAUGCCGUUGGUCUCCGCCACCAUCGUUCUCCUCCAGGGGACCAGGAAGAAAGCCGCCACCAGCCCCGUGAAGAUGGCGAGAAACAGGAACGCGCCAACAGAGCUUGCGACUAUGGCCGCCACCCUCCUCCUGUUCAUCUUCUCUUCCCGUUUGGGGGCGGAAUAGGAGGUGGAUGA